CAAGACCAUAUAUGAUAUACCCCUCUCCCUCUCCUUUCUCCUCUCACUCUGUGCCACUCUCUUCUUCUUUGUUUAAUAGCAGUACUAGUAGCAGCUACUACACAAUCUCUCUCUCUCUCUCUUUCUCUCUUUCUCUCUCUCCAUCUCUGAAAUAGAGGAAAUGUUAAAGUCCACUCUCCACCGCUUCUGAAUCCACUCUUUUUCUCUCUUUCUUUCGUGUCUGAAAGACUGAAACUUUUGGCUCUCUGGGUUGCUGUUGCUGUUGCUGUUGUCUCUCUCAAGAUUCAGGUGAGAAAGAGAUAGAGAGAGAGAGAGAGAGAGUCACAUUUUGGGUGGUUUGGGGAAACCCCACCGGAGAAAACAACAGAUAUACAAGCAAAGAAGCUCUUUUUUUUUCUGGGGUUCUAAGCGCUAAUUUGCAGCUCAGAUCUACAGCCUCUCAAUCCCCAUUCCCUCAUUUCUUGUCUGUUUCCUCCUGGGUUGCUGUCCUGAGGCUUAAAAAUGAGUAAAGAAGAGUUCCUGAAGAUCCAGACUUGUGUCCUAAAAGUCAAUAUACACUGUGAUGGCUGCAAGCAUAAAGUGAAGAAGAUCUUACAGAAGAUUGAAGGGGUUUACAAGAUCGGAAUUGAUUCGGAGUCCGGCAAGGUCACCGUCUCCGGCAACGUGGACCCGGCGACUCUGAUCAAGAAGCUUACCAAGCAUGGAAAGCAUGCUGAAUUGUGGGGUGCCCCUAAGGGGGGUAAUAACGCUCAGAAUCAGUUGAACAAUCAGAUGAAGAAUAUGCAGAUUGAGGGGGGUGGUGGUAAAGGUGGGAAUAACGGCAAGGGGCAAGGGCAGAAGGGUAAUUGCACUCCGGGGCAGGGGCAGGGGCAGGGGGGCAAAAGUGGAAAUCCGGUAAUGCCGACCCCGCAGCAGCUUCAGCAGCUGCAACAUCUGCAACAGUUGAAGGCUCUGCAGGAUAUGAAACUGCCGCCGCAGUUUAAGGAUUUGAAGAUUCCGAUGAACGGAAUGCCCGGGUUUGUCGGGAAGGCGGCGCCGAAUGCCAAGGCGGGGGUUCCGGGGAAGCAGAGCUUGCCGCCGGAGGAGGAUGAUUUGAGUGACGAUGAGUUUGACGAUGACGAUUUGGAUGAUGAGUAUGACGACGAUGAUUUUGAUGAAUUUGAUGAGAUGCCGCCGCCGCUGCAGCUUCCGCAGAAUAAGAUGAAGCCGAUUAUGGGCGGUGGCGGAGGUGGUGGUGGUCAGAUGAUGCCUAAUAUGAUGCAUGUUGGGAAUGGAGGCGGCGGCGCUGGUGGUGGUGGUGGAGGGAAUGGUAAGAAGCCCGGAGGUGGCGGUGGCGGAAAUGUUCCUGUUCAGAUGAACGGCGGAGGGGGUGGUGGCGGGAAUAAUAACGGUGGUAAGAAAGGUGGCGGCGGUGGUGGUGGUGGUAAUGGGAACGGUGGAUCUGCACAAAAGGGUGGCAAGAAUGGUGGGGGUAACCCCGGUAAGCCACAAGAUGGGAAGAACAAUGGCGGUGGCGGUGGUCAGAAUAAGGGAGCGGGUGGUGGCGGCGUUGGUGGCGGCGGUGGUGGUGGUAAUCAUAAUGGUAAUGGGAAGAAAGGUGGUGGGAUGAAUGAUGGGCUACCAGGCAUGCCAAAAAUGAUGCCAAUGAAUGCCGGAGGAGCUGGUGUGGGCCCAAUGGGGAGUAUGCCCAUGGGUCAAAUGGGCCAUCAGAUGGGCCCAAUGGGUAGUCUCCCAAUUGGCCAGAUGGGCCAGCUACCGGCAGUCCAAGGCCUGCCUGCCGCCGCCAUGGGCGGUGGCGGUGGUGGUGGCUACUUCCACCAAGGGGGUGCCACCGGCCCCGAUCACCCAGCCGGAAACCCCUACCACCAGCAACAACUCGCCGCCAUGAUGAUGAACCAACAACGGGCCAAUGGCAACGAGAGGUUCCAGCCGAUGAUGUACGCCCGCCCCCCACCCGCCGUCAACUACAUGCCGCCUUACCCUUACUACCCUUACCCUCCUCCCCCUCCAAGUGACAACUACAGCACCUUCUUUAGUGAUGAGAACACCUCAAGUUGCAGUGUGAUGUGAAGAAUCCGGCGCCCCCGGGGGCCGGGAGCCAGAAUUUGCCCUAGUCCCGGUGGUCGAUGUGUCGGUGCCGGUGGUAUUGGAGUGGUUGGUUAGUGUUAUAAACAGUCCAAUGACUAGCUAGCUAGUUCUCUUAAUGCCCAUUAUAUACAAGAAAAUGAAUUUUCCCCUUUAAUUAUAUUUGCUGUUUAUUAUUAAGGCUUAGUUUUCACCCCAUUUUUCUUCUUUGUUUACCCUAAAAUUUCCCUUUUCCCUUUGUAAUCCUAAGCUUUAGAUUAGGGGUUUUAUGAUAGGGAAGAAGUCUCCAUUUGUAAGUGGGAUAUUUGAGUUAUGUGUCUCUAAAGGUCAAUGGAGAUGUUUGUAUAUGCUUUUAUAAACUCAACAAAUGCCAAAAAGUUGACA
This is a messenger RNA of Ipomoea nil (Japanese morning glory), 2469 nucleotides long. Its product is annotated as heavy metal-associated isoprenylated plant protein 33-like. The record is from RefSeq and is a predicted model, not a curated record. Lineage: Eukaryota; Viridiplantae; Streptophyta; Magnoliopsida; Solanales; Convolvulaceae. Gene Ontology annotation, molecular function: metal ion binding. The coding region runs from base 502 to 2070 and encodes 522 amino acids. The transcript has 3 exons.